AUGACUUUCAUAACUAUCGACCAAACGGAUAAAGACGAGGCUCCUAGCAAGCCUCGUCAAAUAGAUAUUGAGACUAUCGCCAAGUUAAAUCAAGAAAAUAAGGCUUUGCUUGAAAAAUAUAGAGAACUAGAAGAGGCCUACGAAGCAGUAAAUGCAAAUUUCAAUCACCUAUCUGAGACCGGUGAAGCUUCAGAAUUAACCGCGCACUUCCAAGCAAAAUGUGACGAAAACAAAAAACUCACAAUACACAACGCAAAUCUUCAAGCUUGUAUAAAGAAACAAGAAAGCGUCGUGGAAGCACAUAGAAAGCUUGAGGAAUUAUUCAGACAGAGAGAAAACGAUAAUGAAACGCUUCGAGAGACGAACAGUAAGCUAUCAUACCAGAUAAAUGAACUUAAGGCAUCUCUUGACAAACAAUCCGAAUAUCCCCGUAUUGUUGCCGAGUUAACUCAAAAGUUCCGCACUCUAUAUGAGACGAUGCAGCAACAGGCGAAAGAAGCAGAGCUACAAGCCGAGGAGAACAACGGUCUUAAGCUAGAUAACGAGAGUCUGAAGGAAGAACUCGAAAAGUUACAAAAGCUUCAUCUCGACCUUACCGAAAAGUUCGAAAAAUGCGAAAAAACCAUUAAAGAUCUCAACAAAAAAGUAGCGGAUUGCGAUAGCGAGUUUACUCAUAUGUUCAAUGAGUAUAAGACACUCAAACUGAAUUAUGAUAAACUUCGAGCAAAGUAUUCGAGUUUUGAGGACGAAUCUAAUACCGCAGAGGGCAAAGAAAAAGUGGAGGAUUUACUCAAGUGUCGAGCCAUCAACAAGGAGCUCACCAGUCGUGUUACCACCUUGGCCGAUGAAUUGGAAUCUAUCGGAAGAUUAUCGGACGGGCUACGAAGAAGGAAUGAAAUCCUCGAGAACGAAAACAGGGUGAUGAAGGAGGAACUACUUGUUGCUCAUGCUGCUCUUCAAGCAGCGAAGCGUCAACCCACGGAAAGUUGUCAUACAUCGGUUGAACUUGUGAAGCAAAUAAAGUCAUUGCAACGAUCGCUACAGGUCUUCACUUCAGUCAAGGGCGCCGAUUUUACAAUUAAUAAGGAAGCUAGUGUGAAGCUAUUGAGAGAAUAUGACGCCUCUUCCAUAGUAGAUGGACAAUUUCCAAAGUUGCUUCUCAGCUGUGUACUUCAACGGAAAAUUCUUGAACUUGUCUUUGAAUAUACUAAUAACUUCUUCAAGGAAACCAUUUCCGCUUUUGACAAAGUCAGCAAUGGUAAUAGAAAUAGAAUAGCUAUUACACAUGAGUUGGUCAAUUUGACCAAUAACGCUGCCGUUGUUCAAGCUGCUGAUAUCGAUCCAUCCAAGAUCAGAGAUGUCAAUUAUAAUUCCCUACGGUCACAUAUAUUCGAGAAUGUUAAGCCGCUUGUUGAUAAAAUACUUUCCGUGAUGAAUGACUGCCGAAGUAUUAAGAGCUCCAGAAAAUCCAGGUUGUACGAGGAGGUCAUCAACGUUGUGUUCAAUGCCAUCUCGUUGUAUGCCUUCCCUACAAAUAAUCAGUGUUCAAUGUUGGAAUUUGUAUUCUUUGACAGUGGGACUCUGUUUGACGAACAGAAGAUGGAAGGAGCAUGCGGAGAUGAUAUUUCUUCUGAUAGAGCAGAGAUUGCCGUUUGUUAUUUCCCAAUGAUAAAAUCUCCCAAUUCUGAUAUUGUAUUUAGUAAGGCCGAAGUGAGAAUGCGGGAGGUAUUAAUACGACCCAACUGA
Paraglomus occultum is the source of this 1746-nucleotide messenger RNA. NCBI's taxonomy places the organism in Eukaryota, Fungi, Glomeromycota, Glomeromycetes, Paraglomerales, Paraglomeraceae. The record is from the annotation of a GenBank genome assembly.